CUGUUGUGUACCUGAUUUCGAUACAGAUUCACGAACAAGGUACCCUUCAACCGUCACCGGCGACCUCUAAUCGGGGUUCCGAUAUCGUCCAUUGGAGCUUAAUUCCCCUUCUCCAUCUUCGAUUCAUUCGCCCUUGAGCUCUCGUUUUUGCUUAUCGAGAAAUCUGACGAUCCAUUUCCUCCUAAUGAAUAAUAACUCCUUGUAGACUAGCCGUAAGCUUUGGGGCGAGAGCAGGAAAGUGGGCCAUGGAAUAUUUUAUGGUUGAGGUCAUGAUAGAAGUUUGUUUGACAGAAGUAUAUAUCCCUAUGGGACCUACCAUUCCCGCGCACCUCUGAACUUCUUUCCUUCUGUGAACCUUUACAAUUUCCUACGCUCGCGACCAUGGCCACUGAUGCGAUUGCACCUUUGCUUCCUCAGGGGGCAGGUUACGGAGUUGUUGUUGGGAUUGGGGUAUGUAAAGAUUGUUUUCCAGAACCUGCAAAGUCUAAUAUUGGCAGUUUUUCUUCGCUAUCCUCAUGGCAGGACUCUCAUACGUGCAAGUAAGUUAUGUCUUACUAGCGAAAAUCAGAUGCCCAGCUAAAAUUCCUUCCAAGAACCGAUACACAAAGUAUUCCACGAAAGGAAGCGAAGAAUUCAACACUGCUAGUCGAAGUGUGAAAUCUGGAUUGAUUGCCUCCGGUAUCGUGUCUGCAUGGACAUGGGCUGCUACUCUCUUACAGAGUUGUUCUGUAGCCUAUUCCUAUGGGAUUGCAGGUCCUUUCUGGGUAAGUAAUCUGACUCGCUGACAUUCGUUCUUCGUACGGAAACUAACUUUUUUUUAGUGUUGGUUUUAUACUUCCCCCACUUUCCUUCUCUGUUGACAACUUUAGAUGCUGCUGGAGCAACCGUGCAGAUUUUCAUGUUCUCUAUACUUGCCUGUAAAGUCAAGCAAAAUGCACCGCGUUGUCACACAUUCCUUGAAAUUAUUCAAAAGCGAUAUGGAACAACAGCACAUAUUGUUUUCAUAUGUUUUGCGUUGCUUUGCAAUAUUUUAGUGGCUAGUCAACUGUUGCUUGGUGGCAGUGCCGUUGUCACUGCUUUGACCGGCAUGAAUGUUUAUGCUGCCAUCUUCUUGAUUCCACUUGGAGUAUGUGUCUAUGUGGUCCUGGGUGGUUUGAGAGCAACAUUUCUGUGUAAGUUCACUCAUGCCUGCGCCAUCUUGAGUUGGGCUAAUACCGAAAACUUUCUAGGUGAUUACACUCACACUGUUAUUAUCAUGGUGAUCAUUUUGUAUUUCAUGUUCAGCGUGUAUACCUCAAAUCAAUUGAUCGGUUCUCACGAGAGAAUGUUUGAGCUUCUCCAACAAGCAGCAAAUUUACGUCCCGUGGAUGGAAACCAAGAUGGCUCAUAUCUAACCUUGAAAUCCAACUUCGGUCUCAUCUUCGGCGUUAUCCAACUCUGCUCCGGUAUGGGGACGGUCUUCCUCGAUCAAGGAUACUGGCAAAGAGCAAUUGCUUCCCGUCCCACAACCGCAGUCAAAGCCUACAUCCUAGGAGGCAUGGCCUGGUUCGCAAUCCCCUUCGGUUUCGCAACAACUCUCGGCCUCGCAGCUGUGGGAUUAGCCACCAAUCCCGCCUUCCCAACUUACCCCAAUGCCAUGAGUCCAACCCAAGUCUCAUCCGGCCUCACCGCCCCCUUCGCGGCCGUUGCUCUCCUUGGAAACCACGGUGCCAUUGCUCUUCUCCUCACCCUUUUCAUGGCCGUAACAUCCUCUGCUUCAAGCGAGCUCAUCGCUGUAUCCUCCAUCCUAACCUUCGACAUUUACAAAAUGUACAUACGGCCCCAAGCCACUCCCGCACAAUUAAUCGCCAUCUCACACUACAUGAUUCUCUUCUUUGGGUUAGUAAUGGCCCUCUUUGCCUGUAUUUGGAACCUCAUCGGCGUCAACCUCGGCUGGCUUUUCCUUACUAUGGGUCUCUUGAUUGGAGGUGCUGUGUUCCCAGCAGCCUUCUGCGUGACCUGGAAGAAACAAAGUAAAUACGGUGCCAUCGCUGGUUGUUUGGGGGGACUUGCGUCCGGACUUACGGCUUGGUUGGUCACUGCUCAAAAGUAUUACGGGGAGAUAACAAUUGCUACGACCGCUGGAAAUUAUCCUACUCUAGCGGGGAAUGUGAGCGCCGUGUUGAUGGGUCUCCUUAUCACAGUUGCAGUUUCUUGUGCGAAGCCGGAUGAUUUUGACUGGGAGAUAACGAGGGGUAUUAACGCGGUGGUUUCUGAGGAGGGGACGUUUGAUGGGGAGAGAGACCGUUCUGGAGAACUUUCAUCGGACCCUCCGGGUGAUGUUGAUAGGGACAUGGAAAAGAUGAAGAGUAGGGAAACAGGUGCUAGUCAUGGACAAGGACAAAGUAUCGCGGACGAGGACGAGGACAAAGAGGAUAGAGAUAUCAUGGAGGAUCCAAAGUUACUCAAUGGGGCUUUUAGGCUGGCGGUUAUUGCUGCGGUUGUGUUGACGCUGAUUAUGGAGUUUGUCCCCCCUCUUCCUCCCAACAUUAUCCUCCUCCUCUCGUCUCUCCACCCACUUUAUUUAACACAAACUAACGAGACCUCGAAUAGUUUCAUAAUACCCAUUCCCAUGUUCCUGUCACACUACAUUUUUAGUCAGGGAUUCUUCCUAGCAUGGGUCAUUAUCAGUUUCAUCUGGGUGUUCUUCACUUUGGGUACAUGUGCGAUACUACCGCUCUGGGAAGCGAGGGGAUUCUUCAUGAAUUUUGUUCAUGCCGUGAGAGGGGGUGGUCGAAGAUGA
Hymenoscyphus albidus is the source of this 2782-nucleotide messenger RNA. NCBI's taxonomy places the organism in Eukaryota, Fungi, Ascomycota, Leotiomycetes, Helotiales, Helotiaceae. The record is from the annotation of a GenBank genome assembly.